AUGUCCUCGGUAGGGUGUGCGAUCUGCCUUGGGAGGUGUGCAAUUUGUUUAGAGUUUCGAUGUGGGACUCUGGGCAUCAAUCGUGGAGCUGCCACGUGCCAGAGCGGGCAAGGUUGCCCUAAUGAUGUGAUCGGUAGGUCCUGUACCGAAGGAGUCAACCAAGUCCCCUUGCGAGAGUCUUCGGAAGGGGAUUUGAAUUCGUCCUCGGGAGAAAACACGGCCUUACCGUUCGGUAACCCCACUGGGGGAGGGGCAAAACCUUGUUCCUCCCGGCAUGACCAGCUCAGAGGCUGA
Molecule: messenger RNA, 294 nt
Organism: Prunus armeniaca (apricot)
Lineage: Eukaryota; Viridiplantae; Streptophyta; Magnoliopsida; Rosales; Rosaceae
Source: the annotation of a GenBank genome assembly